AUGCCCCUCCUCCGUGCGGGCUCCGCCCUGCUUGUAUUGCUCCUGAUACUCCCGCAAGUACACGCCUUCGGAGCUGGAAAUAUUGCCUCUAUCUCCGCCGUUGAAGGCAAGAACUGGCGCCAUGGUGAUAUCGAAGAUGUACUCAAGACGCUGGCUUUCAUAUCCGGCCACAAAUGGACUUCCACCAUGGUCAAGCGCGUGUAUUUUGGUAACUGGUUGCGUGAUUACUCGCAGGCAAUGGACGUUGGAACUCUCAAAAAUCUGCAGGCCGAUACUAUCCGUGUUUUGGUGUGGGUCCUCUCGUUCCUGAGCUUCGGCUAUGCCACGGGUGAAUUUGAGGUGACGUCGGAUCGCUUGGGUGUUUACCGUCCCGAGGAACAUAUUGAUAACCCUAAGGACUAUGCCGACAACGAAGAUGCCCGCCAAUAUGACAAGCGGUUGCGCCCACCUGUUCGUGCUAUCGAGCUAGAGAUUGACCCGAGCACCGGUAUGAAGAACUACAUAGCCAACGAGAGAGGCGAUUGGGCCACUAGCUCUGCCUUUAUCAAAUUCAGUCUUAGCCGCAGUAUCCACUAUGGACGGACCUACACCAAUGGCGGACACAGAAAAGGCAACGAGGAGGACCUGUGCGAAGCACUUCGGUGUCUAGGCCAGGGACUACACACGCUGGAGGAUUUCGCCGCACACACCAACUAUGUUGAGCUGGCGCUGCGCGAGAUGGGUUUCAAGAACGUGUUCCCGCAUACCGGUACUGCCACACAAAUCAACCUUCAAGGACGUCACGUUUUCCCCCUUAUAACGGGAACCUUUGGUAUGGUUGAUUUCUUCCAUUCUGUGAUGGGAGAGGCAAAUGAUCAUUUCACUCAAUCCGAGGUUAACGAGAUGGAUAUUGCUCUCGGUAAUGCCGAAAUGAAUGCGCAGUCAAACAACUCCCUUGGUGCUUUGACUGGGCUCUUGGGCAAGAUCCCAGGUACCAAGGAUCUAGUCAGCGAGGCUGAGGGUCUCAAGAGGUCGUCGGCAGCGCAAGAAAUGGCCAACCGCAGUCGUGGUACUGAGACCGGCUAUGCGCAGUCUGCUUCCAAUAGUCACGAGCGGUCCCGUGCGGAGCCAUCAGGUGGUUCGAAGCCAGGUGCUGGGCUCGAUGGCAUGCCUGAUUUCAAUCCCCAGGAGACAGUGGCCAAGAUCUAUCCUAUCUUGGCCUUCCGAGAUAAGGUAGCGCGGAAAUUGAACUCAAUUAUCGAAAAGAUCCCUGGAUUGGAGUCGCUCGUCGAGAAGAUCUCUGAGACUCUGACCGUCUUCGUCAUGUCACUGCUAGCACCUUUCGUUCGACCUCUGAUCAAGGCUGCUUCUAAGUCCAUCCAAACUGGAUCAGCAGGUGUUAUCGAUGCCUCUGGCAAGCACCAGUACGAGCCAUGGACCGAUCCUCACUGCACAGAUCCUACCCACUCCUUGCUCUCCAAGGACCACUUUGCCAACAUUCUGAAUGAGCCCGCCGGACGGGUCGCCUCUUCAAUCGUGGAGUACGUCGCACCUCGUAUUCUGUACGCUUGGCAACACAUCGAUGUCUCCGAGGACGAGGUCCUCAAUGAUUGCAUGCAAGUCUUCCACCACCCAGCGGUGCGCAACAUGCACAAUGGUGCCCAUCGUGCAAUGUUCGAGGCCGUCGAGAAAUGGGUCCACAGCCGCCCAGACCGUGGCGCUUCCCUUGACUCCAUCCUCAGCUCUGAGGGUGUGAGAUCCGGCCGUAACACCGGUGGAGUGAGCCACACGCACAGCGGCGAGCAUGCUGGGUUCCCAACACUCGGCGGUGCAUCGCACGGCCAAAGCCAGGGCCAUGGACACAGUAACAAUGGUGGACAUUCAUCUGGUGGAUUCUCCUCAUUCCUCCCUCAGCAAAACCACCAGCAACAAUCAAACAACAGCUCCUCCGGAAUGCCGUGGGACAAACUGUCUAGCAUCCCCGGCUUGUCUAACCUGGGAAAACUCGAAAGUAAAAUCUCAAACUUCCUGCCUGGUGGCUUGUCGCGCGAUGUAAACGACGAAGCACCCCAACAAAGCCAGCAUGGCUCGUACCAGAACCAGCCGGCUGGGGGUAUGUAUGAGAACCAAUACCCUCCUCAACAGCAGUAUGGAGGUUACCACCAGCCUCCGCACGCAUCUCAGCAAAGUUACGGCUACCAGGGUAAUCAGCAACAUGAGCAGCAUGGUUCAUAUCCAGGUUCGCAUGGUGGAUAUGGACAGGGCCAGGGCUAUGGACAGGGUCACGGGUAUGGACAUGGCCACCCGGGUUACUAA
Penicillium griseofulvum is the source of this 2295-nucleotide messenger RNA. RefSeq names its product Heterokaryon incompatibility Het-C. Lineage: Eukaryota; Fungi; Ascomycota; Eurotiomycetes; Eurotiales; Aspergillaceae. The transcript is spliced from 3 exons. The record is from RefSeq and is a predicted model, not a curated record. The coding region runs from base 1 to 2295 and encodes 764 amino acids.